CCUUGCGAAUAAUUUCUUUGUUCUGAUCACGGCCAACAAAAAACCGACAGGUGAAAAGGACUCAAAGGCAAUCUACCACAGGACGGCUGGUAUACGAACAGCUCCAGUAAAUUCCGACAAUGCGAUGUCUACCUGUACCCAGCACUAUCGAGAAUCAACUCGAUCAUGUUGGGAUAAAUACUCGAGAGAUCCCUUUUUCUACAGAGUACGUCGAGGCACUCGAAUAUUCUAAAGCAAGCAUCAAACAGCAUCAUCAGCUAUUCACUCUCGAUAACCUAUUGACCAUUCACUUUUGGAAACCCGAAAGACUUUAACGCAACGUCAUCAAGAUGCCCUGUCCCCAAGACUCCGACCGCAAGCAUUCUUCCUCGUCACGGCCCUCUCACUCUUCUCGGUCGAAAUCGACAAGAGAUCAUAGGGAUGAUAGAGAUCGAGACGGAGAACGAGACAGAGAGCGAGAGAGAGACAGACACAUAGACAGAGAAAGCGACAAAGACAGAGACAGAGACCGCCAUCAACGCCACCGCGACCAUUUCCCAGACCCCGACCCCCCUUCUUGCCUCCAAGGCGAAACCUCUCGUCCCAACCCCCUUUACCACAAGGCAUUCCUUGACAAGGACAACAACCACCUCGUCUUGUCCCACGUUCAGUACCUCUACGAACCCUCAAAAUACCCCGACCUAAUCCGUUACGACUCCAGCCGGCCCCUGUCUAACCUCCUCCUCCGCCUCUGGGGGACCCCCUUUCUCGUCCUGGCCGACCUCCUCCAAUACCCCCCGCCCAGUUCCUCCACCAUCUGCCCCCGGUCGGACUGGCUGCGCGCCCAAGCCUGGUUUUUGGAUGACGACAGAAACCCCCGCAAGCACCCGGUCUUUAAGUACCAGUUCUUGACGAUGGAGAGCCUGAGCACCCUGCACGAGGACUUCAUGGUUAUGUUUUCCAGAGAUAUCCCGCCGUGGAUUAUGAGGAAGAUGGAUAACUGGCGGCCGUAUUGCGAGCUUGGGGGCCAUAAUCAGCUGAAUCAUUAUUUGCUGGGUUGGUGCUGGUUUUGGUUGCAGAUGGAGGUGAGUCAGAGGGUGGAUCGGGUGAGGGCGUUUUUGUUGGAGGAGGAUUAUGAUAGGUUGAGGGCGAAGGAUGGGAGGGAUCGGGAGCGGGAGCGGGUUCGAAGGGAGAUGGAGGAGGAGGAGGAUGAUGAGAAUCCGUUCAAAAGGUUCGGGGUGAAAAAGGAGGAGGCGGUCAGGGAAGCCAGGGAUUUUGUUGAGCGCAUGUCUGGUAUUGGGGCACUGUGGUUUCCGGACUCGGAAAAGAAGGGGAAGUUUGAGAAGUACUUCGGGGAUGCGAUACCCUCCAAGCGUAAGCUGUCCGGGGAGGGGAAUACCAGAGAAUACUGUGUUGCUUGCAACUUGUCAGUUGUGGCGGGCAGCGGGGAGGAGGUGUUGGCGGCGUUGUUGGCGAACAUGAUUGCGAGGGCGCCGUGCAAGAACGACAAAGAUGUGGCGGAAGAGGACGGGGGGUUGCCGAGGUUAUAUCCACUGGUUGACACGUGGAUUGAGAACCUGGGUGAGGAGAGGGCAAAGGUGGUCAAGGAAAAGGCGAAGAAGUUGGCCUUGACGCUUUUUACCAUUCGGAAAUAUUUGAGGUGGAAGAAAACGCCUCAAGGGCGCGACAAAUGGUUGUAUACGGAUCUCGGAACUGAUCCGUAUCAUCCUUAUGACAUGAACUUGACGCCGAGCCCGUCUAUAAGGAUGAUGAAGGCUGAGAGGGCUGUGAAGAGGGAGUGGGAGUGUUUUUGUAAGGGUGAAGACCCCCUUGACGAGGAGAAGGAUACUUUGCCUGUGAAGGAGGAGACUGGCAGGUCGCGGUAUCUGGAGCCAGUCCCUGAGGAAAGAAACUCCUCCACUUCACCCUCCCGUCAUCUACCUCCUUCUUCAUCCUCACGUCACCCUCCCUCCUCCUCCUCUUCUUCUUCCCACCGUUCUUCAUCCUCCCUUCACCCUCCCCAAUUAUCUUCCCCCUCCCCCUCCUCUCGCCGCCCUCCCACUUCUUCUUCACCGUAUUCCUCCCGAAACAGAGACCGAGAAUCCUACUCAUCCAAACACACCGUCCCCCUCUCCUUUUACAACCUCUCCAACAGCCAAGUCUCACCCGCACCCGCACCCAGCCGCGUAUCCCGUACAUACGGUACAUAUGGGUCCCCCAGGUACGAGAUCACUGCCGUCCCAGUCCCAGUCCAAGGCACAGUCACAGUCCCAGGCACAGGCACCGCUCUCGUCCGAACCCGUGAUUACCCCUCAGAAGAAUGGGAUAACUCCGACUCGGACAGUGAGUCGUUCGAUGGCGAAUUUGACGACGACGCUACCACGCUUACUUGCAAUAGCUUUACCACUGUCACUGGCACUGGCAGUGAUCGGAGAGUAACUAACUUGAGCAACGAAAACGACCAAGACAACGAGAUCGAGAUCAUGUCCGUCGCGACGUGGAGUCACUUGAGUGCUGUGCCUGAGGCUUUGAAUUUGAGAGGUCUCGGAGGUGGAGGAGGUAAAUCUAAAAGAGAAGAAGCGGAGGCUCAGACCCAGAGGGAGCGGGAGCGGUAUCGUAAGGAGCGUGAGAGGUACAGGCAUGAAGGAGAGGAGAGUCUGGUGAGCAGUACCAGUCAUGGCUCCUCACACCCAUCUUCACAGCAACAACAACAUUCCCGUUCGUCUUCUACAGAUACUAGGGACUGGGCGAAGAACGGUGGUGAUCGUGAUCGUGAUCGUGAUCAUCGUGACCGCGAGCGUUACCGUCACGAAGGAGGCGACCGUCAUGGCGAUAAUCACCACCGUCAUGGUACCUCAUCAUCAUCUUCUUCAUCUUCCUCCUCCUCUCGUAGACAUAGAAGAGCAGACGAUGAUGCAGAGCUAACACGAACUGCUCUGAAACUACUGAGUAUCAAGGACCAUCUGCAUCUGGCGAGAAAGAGACAUUAAGGCGGAAGUGGUGGAGGAGGUGGAGGAAGAGAAGAAGAGGAGAGGAGAGGGAGUGGUACGUCUAGUUCUAGGAGGGACAAGGAAAGAUGAUCGGCGCCGGCGGUAAAGAGUUUCUUUCGUCUUUCAUCGUUUCUUUUGUCUUUAAUCCCGCGUACAGAUGUGGAUGGAAUUAGGGGGAUUUUGGGUAGGUAUUUUCAAUGUCAUCCAUCUGUUUGCAAGUUGUAUGAGUACAGAGGUCCCUGUUUCUUAGUAACUAUAUCAUUUGACAAUCCCAA
This is a messenger RNA of Neurospora tetraspora, 3244 nucleotides long. RefSeq lists its product as uncharacterized. The record is from RefSeq and is a predicted model, not a curated record. Gene Ontology annotation, cellular component: commitment complex; nuclear speck; U2-type prespliceosome. The transcript is spliced from 2 exons. NCBI's taxonomy places the organism in Eukaryota, Fungi, Ascomycota, Sordariomycetes, Sordariales, Sordariaceae. The coding region runs from base 330 to 2969 and encodes 879 amino acids. Gene Ontology annotation, molecular function: poly-pyrimidine tract binding; pre-mRNA 3'-splice site binding.